This is a messenger RNA of Ixodes scapularis (black-legged tick), 2413 nucleotides long. RefSeq lists its product as uncharacterized. NCBI's taxonomy places the organism in Eukaryota, Metazoa, Arthropoda, Arachnida, Ixodida, Ixodidae. The record is from RefSeq and is a predicted model, not a curated record. Bases 47 to 1633 code for a protein of 528 amino acids. The transcript is spliced from 6 exons. Gene Ontology annotation, biological process: carbohydrate metabolic process.
AAACGACGGUUUGGAGCCGUCGCUGUUCCGGCCGUCCCCACCCCCGAUGCCGCCGCCGGUGGUGGUCGUUGCCACGGCCGCGGUGCACUAUCUCCCAGGGACCUUGUCGCCGCACACGCAGGCCAAGACCAACCUGAGGUCCGGAGCGACCGUCGACGCCAGAGUCCAGAAACCGCUCGGCGAGACGGGAGACAAGCAGCCCCGGCCAGGCCCGAUGGCUCCCCAGGCUCCGAACGACGAGCCCUUGAGCCAGGAGGAGCCGUACGAGGAGGAAGAAGACCGGCUGUGCUUCUACGUAUGGGGCAUCAGUUCGGUGACCUUCAUCACCAUCAUCAUCCCGAUGGGCCUCUUCGUGCUGUCGCACCCGACCGUGCACCCGACCGCGCAUUCGACCGUGCACCCGACCGCCGGCACUCAAACAAGCCAGCCCCGUGCAACUCCCAACUCCACGGCCGGGUUGUCGGAGUUGCCCGAUCCCCAGCUCUGCGCCAUGCCGCUGCUCAGCGACUGGUCCCCGGCUCUGCCGCCUUCUCAUCAGGACCGACCUCAGUUCCAGGGAACGACCCCCCGCCCCGCCUUCCGAUUCCGGGACGUUCUCUGCGUCCUUGACAUCAAAUACCACAUCAAGAGGCCGCCGUACAGCCCGAUUUACCUGCCUCUGCCCUACUGCUCCAAGCUCAUCGCCUCCUCGUUCGCCGUCGUCGAUGACAGGCUGGUGGCGAAGAGAGGCAGGCUGGACGCCGCGUACCUGAGGGAGCUGGUCGACAUGAAUAAAGCCGGUUGGCUGGUCCGCGGCACACAGGAGGUGCCCAUCUACAUGAACCUGGGCGGCGACCGCGCGGACUCUGCCAACAUCUCGAAAGCACUCAGAGACCCAGCAAGUCGCAAACGUCUCGCUGCCUUCGUCGUGAACUAUACUGAUUCACACAUUAUCAAUGGCGUGCACCUGGACUGGGACCAUCCCGGCGCGCACUGCGGGGACCCCAACGAUGCGGCCAACCUCAAGGACUUCAUCGCGGAUCUCCAAGCCAUGAAAAUGAGCAACGUGAUGCUGAGCGUGCCGCCGUCGCCUGACCUGGUGGACCUGUACAACCUGAACCAGAUCAUGGACAUGCUCAAGCUGGUCAUCGUGAAGACACACACCCUCCGGCCGGACAACACCCUGGCCUGCACGGGUGACAGGGCAGACGCGUUCGAGGCCUUCGCGGCCAUCCGCGCCAACUUGUCCGGCAUCUACCGUGACAAGCUGGCCUACAGCAUCCAGCUCGGAGUGGACAAGUUCGAGCCCAACGGCGCGGUGUCGGCGGCCACUGACACGACGUCCGGGCACCCCGGACGCACCACGUACGGCCGGGUGUGCAAGCCGUACCGGGACGUGCAGGAACCCGUGAACGUCGAGUGUCAACUGGGAACCCUCGUGGACUCCGACAAAGAGUACCAGGUGGCCUUCGCCGGACCGCGGGAACUGAAGGCGCGCAUGCGCAACACGUACGCCGACGGCAUGGGCUCUGUGCCCGUCGUCGUGCAUGGCAUCGACCUUGACGACUUCUUGGGCAACUGCCAUGGCGUGAUGUCGCCCCUGAUACACGCCAUCGCCACGGGAGGGCCCUGGGCAAGAAAACCUCUUAUUUAGUCUAUACUCCGUUCCAUCUUACAGUGCACCUCAGCCGACGUUACGAACCGCCCGGGUCAAUCCAGUGCCACUUGAUGUGUCAAGGGACACUCAAAAGUGGCCUGGAUUGGCUGAGAUGGCUCGUAGCGUCCGCUGCGGUCUAUCGUAAGGUGAAAGAGAGUAUUGACCUCCUUCAUUCUUGACAGCAACUGGGGAGGUGGCCACUUGAGUGCGAGCUUCAGGAUGCUUGGCCGAAGCUCCACUGCAAGGAAGUCAGGUUUAUCAACUUUCGCUGCAGCCUCAGUUCAGCUUCACGGAAGUUCUAGCCACUGGACGAGCAGCCAACGACUAGACUUCCGCAAACUAAGGCAGUUGGGAAAAUGCGCUGAAUGGGUGGGAGAGAAUUACGACGCCCUAGCCCAAAUUGACAGGAGUGAACUGUAGGAAUGUAUAUAUGCUGUGCUUUCUUUGCUUUGCACAUCUAUUCCUUUUAUUUUAAAUACCUGUAUUAUAUAUAAAUAUCUGAUUCUUCAAUUUUACAGAAAGCACUUGUUAAGGCGCAUUCUUCCUAAAGAAUGUCAUAUCUCGAGUGGCAUUUUUUUUUCUCUCGCAUACUUCGUGAGAUGUACGCGCACGUUCCAGUCUGCUCAGGCGCAGACUGGGACCAUCCUGACCGAACACCUCAAAGACUACCUUAAAGGGGCAGAAGGCACACCACGAUGCAGCACCUGCCAGCACCCCAGUAUUAUACCCAGCAGCUUUGGGACUGCCCCAAGACGUAGCAGCAUGAACUCGAGCAAC